AGCGAGCGAGAGAGUGAAUGGGUGAGUGAGUGAGAGAGUCAGUGGUUUCCGGUCUCAAAUGAAUCAUUAAAAAUGCUCAUAGAUUUUACGUACCCAGUUGCCAUAGGUUUUAAGCAGUGUAUAUGAAUGCGAAGUUGAAUAAAUUGAACGUUUUCUCCUCUUCGCUUACACGAAACAACUGCGCUGAUCGAUUCGCGACGCCCGUUUGGAGGCAACAGAUCAUUAAUACCCUUCGCGCGAUAAUUAUAUUAAUACGUUACUGCUUCCUUUUAGGAGAACUCUGUUAUUCCAGAAUGAAUCUCAAACCCACCGUCGUCGUCGUUGUCUCUCGCAGAAAACACACAACAGUGGAUGCGCUGCCGUCAGUUUUUGAACAUGUCUCUGCUCUCUGCCCGUGUACCCAUCCGAGUGGGGGUGAGGUCUGUGAUAGAAUCUUCUUCCUCGAGUGGCACUGCAUCUGUGACAGUGUCGGACAGGCCGUGUCACGCGUGCGUGACAACUGCAUGCGUUAAUAUGUUUUGAUAGCUUACAUCUAGAACGUGCAACACACUGCUCUGGCUGGGGUGUGUGUGAGGGUGUGUGUGUUACGAAGCCGACAACGAAAACAGCAUGAUGGUUCACAGACGCAUACACACAGGACAGAGUUGAGCGGAGAGUGUUUGAGUGCUUGCUUCUCUCUGUCGUACUCUAUCAACAUGCCUCUGUAUGAUUCAAUUGGGAAUGGGAAGGACUAGGGGGUGGAUGGUAUGCAAUUGGUAGAAGGGGUUAGAGCUUCCUCCCAUUAAUUUCCAGCAAUGCAGUUCUAAGCGUGGUCCACGAUCUCGUUGAGGCAGGCUUUAAUUAUUUACUGGUUUGAUCCCGGAGUUGUGGUUUUCCCCAGUGUCCGAUUCGAUUGCCCAUUCGUGAACGAACCCGUUGUGUAAGUGAGCAUUCGUCGCAUCGUGUUUGAGAGAGCACAUUAUCGCGGAACUCACCACCCCACUACUACGCGGUCCGGAGUUAGAGAAAGCCGUGCGACGAUAACACGAACCACGAAUCACCCCGACACGCCAAAGGGGCUCGUCGGUGCGGUCAGUUUCAAGUUGAACCCGUUCACAGGCGAACGGCAAAACAAUGCGCUGUUGCGAUCGUGUUCCGGUGGCGAUGGUGCGCAGUUUGGCGCUGUGUGGUGUGCUGCUGCUCGCAUUGUCUCACACACCAUUGGUUACGGCAGGCGGAUUGCCCUGCGCCUUGCGGCAGUACCCGAACGGAGCGGUGUGCGUGUGCAAUGCGACGUAUUGUGAUACGCUCGAGUACCGCGAGCCGGCGGAGCUGGGCAGCUUUCUGCUGGUGUCCAGCAGCAGUGGCGGGCUGCGCUUCGCCCAAACCGAGGGCAACUUUUCGCGCACUGCCAAACAGCAGCGGCCGACCCGUGCGGAAGCGGACAUCACGAUCACGCUCGACCCGUUGCGGCGCUACCAGCGGGUGGAAGGUUUCGGUGGCGCGUUUACCGGCGCAGUGUCGCACAAUCUGGGCCGGCUGAAUCCGACGCUGCGCGAAAGCCUGUACAAAGCGUACUACUCGCCGACGCAGGGCAUUGCGUACCGGUUUAUGCGCGUACCGAUCGGUGGCUGUGAUUUUGACCUGGCGCCGUGGGCGUACAACGAGCUGCCGGUGGACGAUGCGGCCCUGUCCAACUUCACCCACCUAGAUGAGCGCGAUCUGGUGAAGGUGGCGCAGAUCAAGGAGCUGAUGAACGUGACGGGCAACGGCGAGAUACGGCUGAUCGGUGCCGCAUGGAGCCCGCCGCCGUGGAUGAAGACGAACAACGAUUGGACGGGCGCCAGCCGGCUGCGGCCCGAGUACUACCAGACGUGGGCCGACUAUCACGUGCGCUAUCUGGAGCUGAUGCGUGCCGCCGGGCUAAACUUUUGGGCCAUCUCGACCGGCAACGAACCGCUGAACGGUGUGAUCGGUUUCCUGUUUGUGCAUUUCAUGAGCCUGGGCUGGAUUGCGCAGGACCAGGGCCGCUGGGUGGGAGAGAACCUCGGCCCGGCGCUCCGCGCUUCCGCCGUCAGCGAGGUGAAGCUGUUCGGGUGCGACGAUCAGCGGUACACGUUCCCGCUGUGGUUCAAGCUGAUGGACGAGGGCCACCCGAACGCGACGCGCUACCUGAACGGGCUGGCCGUCCACUGGUACUGGGACGGUGUGGCGCCGGCCGCCCUGCUCGACCAGACCGCCGCCCGCUAUCCGGACAAGUGGAUCUUCAACACGGAAGCCUCGCUGGGCGACAAGCCACUGCAGCAGCAUCGGCCCAUCCUCGGAUCGUGGGAGCGGGCCGAAUCGUACAUCGUGUACGUGAUGCAGGACCUGCAGCACAGUGUGCACGGAUGGAUCGAUUGGAAUCUGGUGCUCGAUGAGCGCGGCGGUCCGAACUAUGCGGACAACUUUGUCGAGAGUGCGGUGAUUGUGAACGGAACGUCCUGGGAGGAAGCGUACAAGCAGCCGAUAUUCUACGGACUGGGACACUUUUCACGCUUUAUACUGCCCGGCUCGGUGCGGCUGGAGGUGCAAUCGUCCAGCGGCGAUGUGCAGGUCAUUGCAUUUGAGCGGCCCGACAAGCGAACGGUGCUCGUAAUGUACAACCGAGCCAACUGGAAAUCGAGCGUCAACAUAGAGGAUAAGCGGUACGGCAGUGUGCGGGUACGUCUUCCACCCAAAUCGGUACAUACGAUGCUCUACCUAUAAGACUGACUUCUAGUACGAACAGCAAACCAAACCAGUGCUACACCAAACCAUCGUAACCUCGCAGAAUCAAUAGAUGGGAGGAACAAACAACAAACCAAAAGCGAACACACACACACACACAAAACAAUCCCCGAAGAAUAAAUGGAAGCUCGUUAGGAAGCUGAAGGUGCAAAGAAA
Anopheles merus is the source of this 2904-nucleotide messenger RNA. Its product is annotated as lysosomal acid glucosylceramidase. The record is from RefSeq and is a predicted model, not a curated record. The transcript has 3 exons. Gene Ontology annotation, molecular function: glucosylceramidase activity. NCBI's taxonomy places the organism in Eukaryota, Metazoa, Arthropoda, Insecta, Diptera, Culicidae. Bases 1114 to 2727 code for a protein of 537 amino acids. Gene Ontology annotation, biological process: glucosylceramide catabolic process.